Messenger RNA from Gossypium raimondii (Peruvian cotton), 984 nucleotides. RefSeq lists its product as hypothetical. NCBI's taxonomy places the organism in Eukaryota, Viridiplantae, Streptophyta, Magnoliopsida, Malvales, Malvaceae. Bases 167 to 709 code for a protein of 180 amino acids. The record is from RefSeq and is a predicted model, not a curated record. The transcript has 3 exons.
GAAUAAUAACUAGUAAUCAAAGUCCAAAACAAAUCAACUUUCGAUUACCUUUUUCUUAACCUCAAAUCGAUCUCUGAAUCUAUACAAAAAAAACUAACCAAAAUCUAUCUCCAUUUCAAUUUCGCACUGAACCCAAAAAAACCAGAGUCCCUUUCUCAGAAAAGAGAUGGCAAUGAACCAUGCGGCAGCGGUGAAGGUGGGGUUAGGUUUACUAGGUCUAUGUUUAUUCGGCUACAUAGUUGGUCCACCACUAUACUGGCAUCUCAUGGAAGGCUUGGCUGCCGUCAGCCGUACUUCCAACACUUGCCCCCCGUGUCUUUGUGAUUGUUCUUCUCAGCCACUUCUCACACUCCCUGAAGGACUGAGCAAUGCUUCCUUUGCAGAUUGCGCAAAGCAUGACCCGGAAGUGACCGAGGAUACUGAGAAGAACUCUGCAGAACUUUUAAUGGAGGAACUGAAGCUAAGAGAAGCUGAAGCUUUGGAAAGUCAGCGACGGGCCGACAUGGCAUUACUUGAGGCUAAGAAGAUAGCAUCACAGUACCAAAAGGAAGCAGACAAGUGCAAUUCAGGUAUGGAAACAUGUGAAGAAGCAAGGGAGAAAGCCGAAGCAGCACUGGUAGCUCAGAAGAAAUUGACAGCAAUGUGGGAAACACGAGCUCGUCAAAAAGGGUGGAGAGAAGGGGUUGCCAAAUCUCAUACAGACUCGUAAGGUAACAUUCAAGCUGUCCAAAUGACCCGUCAUUGCCUCGUAAAAGAAUUUCAAACAAGAAUUCCAGAGUCAAUCCUAUAGGUAGUCUUAAGUAUAGUUACCCUUGUUUUCUACGGAGCCAAACAUCGUCAUCCAUUAAAAAGCCCAAACCUGUUCGUGUUCUCAGUGAGCUGUUGCUCUUGUAAGAUCAUUUUUAAUUCUUUCGGCACUCCUGUAAGACUCUUGAAAAUUAUUGUGAUUCUUCCUAUGGAGAAAAGAAAAGUUGAACUACAAAA